AUGUCACUAAUAAAUUUGGAUAAAUAUGAAGAAGCUAUUGAAUGCUUUGACUAAGCUCUUAUGAUACAUCCCAAAUAUGAUGAUGCAUUGAUUUAUAAGGGUAUUUAGUGUUUAAAUUUCAUUUAUUAGGAGUUGCACUAUGUAAUUUGAAUAAAUACGAAGAAGCUAUUUAAUGCUUUGACCAAGCAAUUAUUAUAAAUCCUAAAAAUGAAUAUGCAUUGAUAAAAAAGGGUUUUAUUUGUUAAAUAUCAUUAUUUAGGAGUUGCACUAGAUAAUUUGAAUAAAUACGAAGAAGCUAUUGAAUGCUUUGACAAAACUAUUAUUUUAAAUCCCAUAUGUGCUCAUGCUUUGAUGUAAAAGGGUAUUUAAAGGUUAAAUUUCAUUUAUUAGGAAAUGCACUAUGUAAUUUGAAUAAAUACGAAGAAGCUAUCGAAUACUAUGACAAAGCGCUUAUGAUAAAUCCCAAAAUUUAUACGGCUUUGUACAAUAAGGGUUUUUAUUUGUUAAAAAUCAUUAUUUAGGAAAGGCACUAGAAAAUUUGAAUAAACACGAAAAAGCUAUUGAAUGCUAUAACAAAGUUCUUAUGAUGAAUCCUAAAGAUAAUAAGGUAUUAAUUUCUAAGGGUAAUUAAUUGUUAAAUUUUAUUUAUUAGGAGUUUCACUAUGUAAUUUUAAUAAAUACGAAGAAGCCAUCGAAUGCUAUGACAAUGCUCUUAUUAUAAAUCCUAAAGAUGUUUUAGCGUUGGAGAUAAAAGGUACAUUACAUUAUUAUUUAGGUAAGGUGCUACACAAAAUAAAAAAAUAUAUGGGUGCAAUCACUUGCUAUAAUGAAGCUUUAUUUUUAAAAACUUCACCAAACUUAUUAAUACUGAAAGGUAAUUAAAUUUUAAAUUUCUAUUCAGCUCAUUCACUAUUUGAAUUAGGAAAGACAUCAGAUGCUAAAAAACUUUAUUUAGCAGCAUUAGAUAAAGGAUCAAAUGAAUUGGAUUAUAUAAAGAACUAAAUAUAAUAGAUAUGAAGCAUUAUAACA
Paramecium sonneborni is the source of this 1029-nucleotide messenger RNA. The record is from the annotation of a GenBank genome assembly. Lineage: Eukaryota; Ciliophora; Oligohymenophorea; Peniculida; Parameciidae.